AUGGCCUGGGAGGCAGCGGCGCUUGGAGGAAGCGCAGCCACUGCCGGCUCUGUGGCUUUGGCGGUCGCCAGAUUGCAGGACCCUGUAAUGAAAGUUCUAUACCAGGAAGUCGAUGAGCUGGAAGCCCGCUUGGCAUUGCACGGCGAGCGACAGGUUCGAGAAUGUCGAGCUGCAGUGAGAUGCGAGGCUGAUAUUCUGAGAGCGUCACACGAAGCACAGAUGACGGAGGCGCAGGAUGAGCUAACAUAUUUGCAAAGGCAGGUUGCUGAGCGUGAACUUUCCCUCAAAAAGAAUAGCCGGCGAUUGCUGGACAUGCAGCUGCAAAUUCAGAAGAAAUGCCAUAUUCCAAACAAGCAAGAUAGGCUUGCUGCCGAACAGGAGCAUGAAAUGGCGUGCGCAGCAAUAGUGCAGUCAGAGGUGGCUGUACAGGAGGAACAUGAGGCAGAGUGUGCCAUUUUGAAGCGAAAGCUGGAUCAGCACGACAUGGCGCAUUCAGAACUGCAGCAAAGUUUGGCUGAAGCUGGCCAGAAGCAGCUAGAGUUGUUCCAAGAAGCCCAGGAUAAGUCGUCGCUUGAAGCUCUGGCUUGCGAACUCGCGCAACAGCUAGAGCUUUGCCGCGAGUGGACUGGGAAUCUCGAGGCCGCCUUGUCUUUCAUGCAGUCGACAGCAAGCACAAGUGUGGAGGAGCUCCACCAGCUGGACCAGCAGAACGAGUGCUUGGUCCAGGACACUACGGUGAGUGUAUCAGCCUGCCAAGGACACUCGCUCAAGGAGGAACGAGAACUGUCCUCUGCAGAGCUACAAGAGCUCCUGCAGGCCGAUGACACCCAUGUCUUGGACAAGCAGCUUCAAGAAGCCGAACAAUGUCGCAUGAAGCUAGAGGAAACCGUUGCAGCUCUGAGACAUGAUGCUUUGCAACUCCAGGCUUCAGUGGCCUUGCACAGGGCCACGAAGGAGCUGCAAGAGGAGCUCGCGUCCGCUUUAGAACGCAAGGAAGCCACCACUCGCAGUGGAGACGAACUCUUGGUGGAGAUUCGACAAUGGGGACACAAAUUGCGGCCAGAGGACUCUGCUUUUCGUGAUUCGCGCCAUCCGCCGUCAUCUCCUGUUCAGAAGGGAGAACAUAAUCUCAGCUUGGAGUCCCUGGAGCACGAAGUACAAGUUGCCGAAGAGGCACUUCUGGAGGAUCUCUCUGCCAAGCUUGCUGCCCGCGAGAAGCGGGUCGAUGCCUCGGGGGUGGAGGCGCUUGAAACCCUAGUUACAAAGUUGAAGGAGGAUCCAUCCUUGGUUUAUGAUCCCAAGCUCGCAUUCUUCAAGGAAUUCGUUCUUAGCUGGGGCGCCAAGGUGCCGGAAGCAAAGCCGAAGCCCAAGGAGGAGCCAAAGGUCCGGUUGAUGGGCCCCAGCUGCAGAGCCGGUGCGGGUCCCCAUUCGUCUGUGGAGCUUUCUUUGUCACGGCCGGUGCGAGAGGCCAACGAGGACGAAGAAGAGGAUGAAGAGCCUGAAGAGCCUGAGGACCCGGACCCAGAACGCUUGGAGGAGGAUCCCGAGCCAUACCCUCCGCAAGGACCGUCAGAAAACUGCGAACUCAGCGACAGUGAGCUUGACAAGCAGGGUGAGUUGAAGCAGGCGGCUGCAGAGGCACAGGAGGACGGCAAUCUCGCGAAGGCACUCGAGAAGUUGACCGAGGCCUUCCAAAUUGGAAACGUUUCUGCAAUGAUGUUUGCAAAGCGAGCCGAGCUUCUGCUGAAGCUCAAAAGGCUUGUCGGAAAGAUUGGCUCAGUAGCCAUGAGUGCGAACUAUGAUGCAGGCUCGCACAUGGUGUCCAAGCAGCAGCUCGAGGAGGCGUUAGCGCGCUUCAAUGAGGUCGGAGCAACGUCCGUUCAGUCCUUGAGGCCUUCGUCUUUAGGAAGCGAAGCUUGGAAGCACUCCUUCAGCAUCGCUGCUGCCCUGCUUCGGGGCAUCCAUCAGCACGUUCCCAGGGUUGUGAGGAGCGUCGAGUUUGCAGAGGGCGCAGACUGCAAGCCUUACUACUCCAAGUUGCCAAGUGGGGGCCGAGGGGUCGUGGCAACGGUUUGCGUCAAGCUCUCCCAGAAGGAGGUUUAUGGUGAGAUUGCAACUAGAUCACGAAUCGGCGCUUACGUGCGGCUGGGAUCAGAGGUGAUUUUCGCUCAUCAUGAACCACCGACAGACCUCAGUACGGAGCCGCUUUUACUCGAAGUUUACGGAUUCGAUUUUCCAGUCCUGCCGGAGACCAUCAAGCUGCGGCGGCACCUGAAACAAGUUUUGGGUCAGGAUUAUUCGAGAAAAUCAGCGGCCGCGUGGUACGAGAAGCACAAAGAUGAAUUCUGCCCGCUGAAGGAUUCCAAGCUUCGCCGAAUCCUUGCAUCUGUCUUUGAAGUGCAUUCCCUGAUGUUCUUGCCGGAGUGGGCUGUGAGCCGUGCAUUGUGGGGCAUGCUCAACAUCUGCACGCUCACGUACAUCGGCUUCGAAUUUUGGGACGAGGGAAAAAAUGGCAUCAGGGUGACGGUACAGUCCAGUACGCCCGCCGAUCCAGAUGAUGUCGAAUGCCUGCA
Symbiodinium necroappetens is the source of this 2573-nucleotide messenger RNA. The record is from the annotation of a GenBank genome assembly. NCBI's taxonomy places the organism in Eukaryota, Dinophyceae, Suessiales, Symbiodiniaceae.